AUGGAUCCUUCCUCCUAUCUCCACCACCACAAGCACCACCACGCCAAUCUCCCCAGGUACCUUCCUUUCUCUCCUCCUCUUCACCCUCCCCCUCAGCCCCCACCUCCCUAUCAACAAAGCCCUAGCAAUCCCUACCCCUCCCGCCACCAGCUUUCGCCGCAACUCCGGCCGCCUCCUCCUCCUCCUCCACCGCAACAAAACCAACAGCAACCCUACCAACCUCUCCUUGCCCCGCAACCUCUUGUGCAGCGACAGCAGUAUUCUGAUCAUCCGCCUUACAACCCUCAUCAUCCUCAAUACAAUUCCAACCCCAAUUUCAAAUCUAACCCUAAACCUACCCAUAUUUCACACCAAUUCCACGAUGUUCCUCAACGGCGUGCGCCGGAUUUCGAUACCCGCCCUGAUUACUGGCCUGAAAAUCGGGUUUCAAGGACCCGUUCCGUUUCUAGUCUGGAUCGGGAGGCCCAAUAUCAUCAGUUUGAUCGGAGACCCGCUUCUCCGGGGAUUGUUAGGUUCAUGCAUGAUUUAGAGGGGACUUCUAGGUUUAGAGAUUUCGAUCUGAAUCAGAGAGAAAGAGAGGACCCUGGUAGGGUUCAUAAUGAUAGGUGGAUAUCUGAUAGAUCUUCUAGGGAUUUUGGGGUUGUUUCGAUUGGAUUUGAUUCCAAUUCGAAUAAUUCAAGAUUUGACCACGAAUUUGCUGGAAACAUGAGACGAGGUUCACGUUUACGUGAACAGUUGAUUGAGAGUGGAAAUAAUGAGAUAAACGAAAGAGAUGAGAUGAGGGUUUUUCCGAGAAAAAAUGAUUAUUAUGAUUCAAAAGCAGAGAUGUAUAGUGAUAAGGGAAGUGGUAGAGAGGGUAACCAUGAAUUAAAUCGCACUCCACGGAAGCAAAUUCAGAAAAAGAGUGUUUUACUUAGGAUUAAGAAGGCGAAACCAAGUCAUAGGAUUAGGGAAGAUGAGAGAUCACAUUACUCGGGUUAUCAUAAUGAGGGGAAAACUGGUACUUCUAGAGGAAAAGAUUUGGACUUACAUUCGGAUCAUGGGAUGGAUGAAGAAAAGAGAGAAGGUACCCCUGUAGAGCUUGAUGUAUCUUUCAAAUCAAAUUCCUUGGUGGCUAAGGCAAUUGUGACUUCUAGUCCUGCACUGAAAUCUGAUUCAAAUUUGAUGCCUAGGAACACCAAAAUUUGGAAAGUUAUGACAUUUGAUAAGGGUGGUAUGAGUUUUCAACCCAAUAAGGGUAGAGAGGGUGGUGAAAAAUUAGGAGGUUCCAGUUCUGCUGUAAAUGGUGUUUCUGGGGGCAUGGACACUAAACAGUCUGAGGGGAAAAUGAAAUCUUCCGGUACUAGUAAAGCUCAGGAUGGCAUUAGAAAGCCUUUCUUGAAAGGAACCAAAGUUCCCCUUAGAAAGUGCAAUGCCAAAAAGUCUUCUAAGGUUGCCGGAACUGCAGAUGCCCCAAAUUCUGACAAUAAACGAGGACCAUUAGGGGGGGAAGGUACAAUUCCUUGUAUUGGUGGUAUGCAAGACGGCUGUGAGCAAACUCGUUCUAGUGGGGUCAAGAUUGCAGUUGGAGAGAAUAAAGUUGAAGGGACUGUUAAGACCACUGUUUCAUAUAAAACCGGUGCUACUGUUGGUAAAUCAUCCUCCCUCAAAGUUAACAAGAAGAAAAUAAUUGUGAGGAAAGUGGUGAAAAAGGUUUUCAAUUCUCCCUUGAAUUUGGGAAAUUUAGAAUCAGCAAAGAAUGUUGAUCAAUUUGUUAAGACAGGUAUCUCUACUCGAUGUCUAUCUGCUAACUCAGUGGCUGAGAAAAGUGUUACACCUCUUAAAAUGAAAGAUGUUUCUGCUUCUGGAGAGCCAGUACAUGGUGUUGAUUCAGAGUCUAAACCUGAAGAAUCUGCUCUGAUUCUUGAGAAUGAGAAAGUGAAUGGAGCAUCAAAAGGUACUGUCUCAAAGGAUUUUUGCACUAAUGCUGAUCCUGGUAGUUCUGCUUCAUCUAAGAAUAAGAGAAAGAGAAACAGCUCCACUCAUGGUUUGGGUUCUUCAAUUAAUGAAGAAACUAAUGUUGCUCAGGGUUCUACUAAUGCUGCUGGUAAGUCUUUCCUUGGCCUGCAUAUCAUUUCAAAUAUGAAGGAGGAUCAUACUGAAAAACCAAAUGAGACUAUUAAGUCUGGCACUCCUGGUGUUGAAGAUCUUAAUAAACAGUUUUACCAUAAUGAAAGUAACAUUAACUGUGAUUUAUCAAGAUCAGAGGACAUCAAAGCUCACGAGGGUACAGGUUUUGACUGUGGUUCAUCUAGCCCCGAGGAUAAAAAUAUUAAUUGUGAUAUUGGCAAUGCCAGUUCUGGUAACAGGCAGGUUUUUACAUCUCCUUCCAGUCCAUUAGUUGAGGAUGGUGCUAAUGGGGAAUUGCCAGAAGCUAAUUGUUCAGUAGGAAGUGACAAGGUGCCCCAUCUGCCAUGUGUAGAGGAAACCCAAAUUAGCAGUGGUUCCAUCUAUGGAGAUUGCUCCAAUCAUGAGAGGAGUACAAAUGGUGCUCCUGAUAUUGUUUGUGUUAAUUUAGGGGGGAGUAACCAUGAGAUAGGCCACGAUUUUGUCCAAUCACUUGGGGUUUCUGGCCCAGGAAUCCCAGAUGCUGUGGGAUCAGUAGAAUGCAGUAAUAAAGGUGUAAUUAACAUCCAGAAGCGAAAAGCUGGGAUUGGUGAACUAGAUUUGUCCAGCUCAGUACUUACAAACAUAUCUGCAGGAUCUCCAGAUGUUCUUACCUCUGCAAAUUGCGUUGACAGUACCAUAUGUACAUCUGAGAUAGAUUUCAAUCCUGCUGAACCUAUGGUUAGUGUUAUUGGGUGGCCUGAUGUUGAGAUCGGUGGUAGUGUUGAUGGAAAUGCUCCUGAGAAGAAAAAGAGAAAAAUCUCUACCUCCAAUUCUGGUUUGACAUCACCCCUAAUCAGCCAGAGUACUGCAGUUUCUGAUAUCUUCAAAUCUGCUGUACAAGUACGUUCCAACUUCAAUGAUGGUCUAUUGCAACUGGAACCUGAAGUUAAAGUAUCUAGUACAAAUGACCUGCAUGUGCAGGGGAUUGAUUUAUUGCAUGCAAACAGUUCAGUAGGUGGACCUUCGGAAGUUGUUGGCUCUUUUAGUGAUGCCUGCAGGGGAGAUCUCCCAAGGAUUGAUCCUUGUUCAGCUUUUGUUGAGUCAGCUGCUCCAAGCUCCUCAUACCUUCAUACUUUGAAUUUGGGAGGUGAGCAGUUUUCAAUUGGAACACCAGUUUUUGCUAUAAGUAGCCAUCAAAUUGAUGCUAUGGUUAUUGAAGACGGUGACAGGGAUGAAGUGCUUGUUGAUGCUGCAGAAGAGCAAAGUAUCAUUUCUAGUGUGGUUACACCAUGCAGAAUUAUUCCAGAACAUAACACUCUCAGCUUGGAUAACGUGGUACCUAGCAUGGAUGUGGAUGAUGAUAAUCAUCUUCCUCUGAAGGAUGAUUUACCUUCUACCUUAAACUCUUUGAUUUCUGGAGUUGACGUUAAUGAAUGCGGGUUCUCUUGGAAAUCUAGUUUUAAGCCCAUCAACUUGCAAAGGGCAUCUCUUCCAGAAAUCAGAAGAAAGACUUGUGACAAUGUAACAUUUUCAGAUGAUAAGCCUGUGAUUGAAGGAGUAUGCAACUCAUCUACCCAUUUGUCAGAUUCACAGCUUAGCAAAGCUAUUUUGAAGUCAAAUGAUGUGAUUCUAACCAAUCAAUCAAGUGCUGGGAAGGCAGGGUUUUUGCCAUCACAUGAACCCGAGAACACUAUUUCUCUCAAUCUCCAUAGUGGUGAAACACAGGGGAGGAAAACCCAGCUAAGUCUUGUUGGUCCCAAGAGUUAUCCUACUCGGUCACCAUUUGUUUCUUCCGCUUCCAAGAAUGCAACAUCUUUGACCAGUAUCACAAAGCCCCGGACAUGGCACCGAUCUGAUAAUUCUUCUGCCUAUCCUCUAUUGGGGAACAAACCUUCCUUAAGUGCCAAUCCUAUGCAAAGGCAGAUGCCGACUUACAUUCGUAAAGGUAAUAGUCUUGUUAGAAAACCUAUAUCAGUCCCUGGUCCUCCACAGUGUCCUACUUCUUUGAGUUCUUCAGUUUACCGACUAAAGUCUGGGAUAGUGGAUGAAUUGAAGAAGGGUACGGGACCGAACAAUAGAGCUGAUGCUGUUGACUUGAGAACAACAGGUGCAAAUACCACUUCUGAGAGGCACACAACACCCUCCUUAUCUGGUGUCACCAAAGUACCAAAGCAUGCUUAUAACUUAUCUGGGGAGUGUACAUCUUCCCCAUUAACAGAGCCUUCUACUAGUGAUUGCUAUGAAACUACAAGUCAUCCAAGUUCUACGGAAAUUAAUGAUAUGCUCAAAUCCCCAGAGGAUGAACUGAAAACUUCUGAAACUCUAAACAGAAAUGGUUCAGUUAACAAUUUGGAAAACUGCUAUGAGCAAAAUGAAAGUGACUUGGUUCCUUCAAAUGAAAAGUGGGUGACAUACGUAAAGCCAAAAUCAAAUCAAUUGGUUGCAACUUUAGAUUGUGAUCAUAUCUCUAUUCUUGAUGUUGAUAAGAACCAAUCCUUUUCUGCUUCUUCUGAUGGUUAUUACAAGAAAAGAAAAAACCAGCUAAUUAGGACUAUCCUUGAGAGUCAUACGAAGCAGGCAGUUACUAUGUCCGACGACAUCUCCAACUCAGUGAGACAAAUAGCCGCUAAGGUUAUUUCCUGUAGAAGUUUUGGUAAGAGACGAUCCAGUAAAGUUGUCGCAAAGACCCAAAAACCGACCAAAUUGUCUCUGGUCUGGACCCUGAACGGUGCAAGGGUUUCAAAUAAUGAUGGGAAUUCACUAUGUUACCCGAAGUUCCGCCCGCAACUGUUUCCCUGGAAAAGAAUGGCACACAAGAGAAGCUUUAAGUUAAGCUCAGUUUCUUCAUACAAUAGCUCUUUAUCUACAAUCGGACGGAAAAUGCUGCUAUUGAGAACGAGAAAUACUGUUUAUACCAGGUCAACUAAUGGAUUUUCUAUUCGCAAAUCAAAGGUGUUAAGCGUUGGUGGUUCUAGUUUGAAAUGGUCAAAAUCUAUUGAAAAGAAUUCAAGGAAAGCUAAUGAGGAAGCUACGCUAGCAGUUGCUGAAGCAGACAGAAAGAAAAGAGAACAAAAUGGCACAGUUUCCAGGACAGGCAAAACGGGUCCCUCUUGCCAUAAGGUUCUUAAUGGUACAGAAGUUCGGCGAGGAGAACGAAUAUUCCGCAUUGGCUCAGUGCGCUACAAAAUGGAUUCUUCGAGGUGUUCCCUUCAGAGGAUAUCAGAUGAUGCAUCGUCAUGCUUUGGUAGUCAGCAAUCAGAAAACAGUGUCAAAAAAUCUUAUGUCCCGAGGAGAUUAGUGAUUGGGAAUGACGAGUAUGUUCGAAUUGGCAAUGGCAACCAGCUCGUUAGAGAUCCAAAAAAGCGCACACGUGUUUUGGCAAGUGAGAAAGUUCGGUGGAGUCUGCACACUGCCAGGUUACGAUUGGUUAAAAAGCGAAAGUACUGUCAAUUUUUCACAAGAUUUGGAAAAUGCAACAAAGAUGAUGGAAAGUGUCCCUAUAUUCAUGAUCCCUCCAAAAUUUCUGUAUGCACAAGAUUUCUCAAUGGUCUAUGUUCGAACACAAGCUGUAAAUUGACUCAUAAGGUUAUUCCAGAACGAAUGCCGGAUUGUUCAUAUUUUCUGCAAGGUCUAUGCACUAAUGAAAAUUGUCCUUAUAGACAUGUUCAUGUGAAUCCAAAUGCUUCUACGUGCGAAGGAUUUCUUAGGGGCUAUUGUGCUGAUGGCAACGAGUGUCGGAAGAAGCAUAGCUAUGUCUGUCCAAAUUUUGAAGCAACGGGGUCCUGCCCUCUGGGAUCUAAAUGCAAGCUUCACCACCCCAAAAACCGAAGCAAGGCCAAGAAAAACAAAAGGUCAAUGGAAAAUAAGAUUGCUCGUGGGCGUUACUUUGGUAUCGACAUUUCAAAACCAAAAAGAAUGGUUUCGGAAAGACUGCAACAGGUACUAGAGGAUGUCAUUUGCUUUGGUGGGAAAUUCUCAGAUUACAUUGACCUUGAUGCUAGCGAUGAUGAAGCUGGGGAACUUCAUCAAGUGAUUUUUGAUCAAACAACCUUUGGUGACAAUGAUUCGUCAGAUUUACAAUCAGAAGAUCUCGAGGAUUUGAUCAAACCCAUUCGUAUUAUGAAGGAUCAUAAGAUGACAGAAUCACAUCUGGCUAGUGAAUCCACGAAGUGUUGAAUAUAACGGAGGAACUGAAUAUGUUGUAUAUAGGGAGAGCAAUUUGUGUAUUUUAGCUUAGUUUAACAUCCAUCUAUAGACUUUCUUUCUCUUUUGUUUUAAGAUUUCCAUUUUUACAGCUUAUACAUACAUUGCCUUGUGUACUUUGCCUAUUAUCCAUAAUAAGAUUUUUAACAUACA
This is a messenger RNA of Hibiscus syriacus, 6444 nucleotides long. RefSeq lists its product as uncharacterized. The record is from RefSeq and is a predicted model, not a curated record. The transcript has 12 exons. The coding region runs from base 1 to 6264 and encodes 2087 amino acids. Lineage: Eukaryota; Viridiplantae; Streptophyta; Magnoliopsida; Malvales; Malvaceae. Gene Ontology annotation, cellular component: nucleus. Gene Ontology annotation, molecular function: metal ion binding.